AUGCUGCCACUUCUGUCAGUUCUGUUGUUGCUCCUCAGUCCUGCUGUAGCCUGGAUUCCAGUGAACGACUGGGAAUCUGGAAGUGUGACCGCAUCCGUGGGGGAGGCAGGGCAGUGUGUUUGUCAUGUGUAUCUGCCUGACACCACCUUCCCUGCUGACCGUGUUUAGCAUAUGCAAGAAGUCAGCGAGGAUCUGAUAGUGGAAGUGGACAUUUACAAGAACAAGAUGUUGAGUUAUGAGGGAAAGCUGGAAGUCUAUCUAAAGGAACUGAAGGACCUGACAGAUAGGGUGUCCAUACUGGAGAGCAGUUCUGAAAAUUAUAUCAAACUGGACUUUGAGUUGCUCAGGAUUGAGCUCAGAGAGUUUGAGGCUCUGGUGUCUCAGCUCAAAUACUCCCUGAACUCCUCAUCGCCCAUAUUCGACAGCCUCCACACAGAGAUCGUCAACAUGACAAACAUUGUGAACCAACUGGAGAGUUAUGACCAGAGCAACCUUCUAGUGAUUCGCUAUGAGUUCGCUAAGCUGCAGAAGAAGUUGAAGGAGUGCCAGGAGGAGAGAGAUUUUAUCGAACCAGAUAUUGGCAACUGCAAUCACACAGGAAUCCUGAGCAUCAGCAAACCAGUGGUGAUCCAGCUCAAUGCUCACUUGGCUCCAAGUUACCAGUAUGGCGACUGGGGAAAAUACUCCAAACCUCUUCGAGGUUAUGAGUCCAUGUACUUCUAUGGUGCAUCCAGUACUCCUGCAGCCGAUGCCUUCUGUUUGUACUCUAACUAUGACAAACUCAUUCUGCGGUCUGCAUUCAAAACCCAUUCCUUAUCCAGUUCAUCGACAGCUACUGGAAACAAUUACAUUGUUCAUGGUAAUGCUGUAUAUUAUCAGCACAACAGUCCUUUCAGCAUGACCAAACUGAAUCUGACCAGCUCCGCAUUUGAGUACAGAGUGAUUCCAGCUGCUAGUGCAAGGUUCUCUUACAGUUAUUCAGCUAAUCAGAACCUGGAUUUUUCAGCUGAUGAAAUUGGGUUGUGGGUAAUGUAUGCCUCAGAGGAGAGCAAAGGUAAGAUAGUCCUUGCUAAAAUACAUGAGAAAUCUUUUGGCAUUGAGAAUGAGUGGAAGACUGGUGCGUUCAAGGAGUUAGCAGGCAACGCUUUCGUGGCCUGUGGAGUAAUGUAUGUCACCAGGUCAGUGGAUCUCAGCAAUGAAGAGAUCUUCUAUGCAUUUGACACCAAGACUGGGGAGGAGAAACAGCUCAGCAUUCCCUUCCAGAAGUUCCAGCAGGCAUACUCCAACCUGCACUACAAUCCCACCGAUCAGAAGCUGUACAUGUACAACAACGGCUACUAUGUCACCUACAAUGUGAGAUUUGACAAAGAAUGA
Messenger RNA from Acanthochromis polyacanthus (spiny chromis), 1374 nucleotides. RefSeq names its product olfactomedin 4, tandem duplicate 2 (gene olfm4.2). NCBI's taxonomy places the organism in Eukaryota, Metazoa, Chordata, Actinopteri, Pomacentridae. Gene Ontology annotation, biological process: signal transduction. The record is from RefSeq and is a predicted model, not a curated record. The transcript has 5 exons.